AUUCAAUCUCACUUAUCAUCAAGUUUUAUUCUCUCUUCUAACUAAGCGACAUCGAAGAUUGAAAUAUGAAAACUAUUUGUCUAAUGCUGAGCUGGUUUCUGUUGUGCGCCGAAGUCGCGGCCGGAGUAGAAAUGGCAAAAUGCGACGAUGUGUACAUUGCUGAAGACUCAGGGAAAAUAAGCGGGGCUGACACCCCAAAUACAAUUGAUAUUAGCCGAUGCAUCAAAUCUACCCACGACACGCAAAUUGUAUGCUCUUUCGACGUUUCUAAGUGUACAAAAGUUUGCUCGACACUUGGUUAUAAGACUGACGAAUUUGGUUGCGUUUCCAGCUGUGACUGUAACUCGAACGGUUUUAUUGAGGAGGACAUAAAAUACGACGAAAAAGACAUCGUGCAAAUUAAAAACGCAUAUGAUAAAAUUCCGAAAGGUGCUUCCGAAGCUGCGUCAAUUGGAAUUAAGUUAUGGAACGAAAACGUGGUGAACGGACGACCCAAAGUUCCUUAUGUAAUUGACAGUGACAUGUCAACCAAAGCAAGAGCGGCAAUUAGUCAGGGGAUAGCUUCUUACAGUGAAGACACUUGUAUUGACUUUGUGGCAAGAACCAAUGAAGUGAACUACAUUAUAUUUGUAUCUAAAGGAGGUUGUUGGUCGUACGUUGGUAGACGAGGAGGAAAACAGGAAAUUUCGAUCGGUAUCGGUUGCGCAUGGAAAGGAAUAGUUCAACACGAGCUUAUGCAUGCGCUUGGGUUCUGGCAUGAACAAUCUAGACCUGAUCGUGACGAUUACAUUAGAAUAAUCGAAGAAAAUAUAAUUGAAGGAAAACAACACAACUUUAACAAAAGAAAUUCGAUAAAUUCUCUCGGAUCCAACUACGACAUUCAAUCUAUAAUGCAUUACGGGGGGUUUGCGUUUUCAAAGAACCGAGAAGCGACUAUCGUUGAUCGGAAAACAAAUCAGCCAGUUAAAUCACAACGAGAAGGCUUCACUGAAGAAGACAAGAAACAAUUAAAUCGUCUCUAUCGUUGUCCAUCGGUCGUGCCAGUUACAACCGCUAGACCUACAACUACAACUCAAGUCGCAGUUUCUUGGACAAAUUGGGGAGCAUGGAGUACGUGUUCAGUGACAUGUGGGGUGGGAGUUGCUCGUCGCAGUCGGCAAUGCUUGGAUGUGUCUAGUGUUGUCAGUUCAGGGUGUAUAGGACAAGCUAUUUCCACCAAGUCAUGUGAACAAAGCAAAUGUACUUCCACUUCUUCGUGGGGUCACUGGGGGUCUUGGGGUUCGUGUCCUAGAACAUGCGGGACAGGUUUUCAAUGGAGGUACCGAGGUUGUGUGAACGGAGUCAGUGGUUCAGCUGGUUGUUUAGGUUCGUCUUGGAGCGGAAGGGUUUGCAACACUAACAAAUGUCCAACCAAGCCACGCCUCACGUUGUUCACGAUUAAUUCUGUAUCUACUUCUACGCGGUCGUUUUGUCGUUGGGGUAAAAUUUACACCGGGGAUUUUAACAACGAUGGUCGAUCCGAUUUGCUCUGUUAUUACAAAAGUGAUUGGGUGCAAAUAUCGUACGGUUCUACAAACGCGGGAUAUUCGAUAGUAGGUUCGGAAGGACCGACCAAGCUGUGCAAAUUCUCACCGAGUCUCAUUGUUUCUGGCAAAGUGUUUGUUGGUGAUUUUAAUGGUGAUGGAAAAGACGAUUUGAUGUGCAGAGAUGAUAUUAGCGGGAGAAUGAAAAUUCUAUUCAUUGGGAUUCGGGGUUUCAGCAACGAUGACGUAGAUUGGGAAGGUGAAAUUCCAACUAUGUGUGGAUCAGCAGAUCAACUUUCUGUUGGAGACGUGGACGGAGAUGGUGAUACUGAUCUUGUGUGUCAAAAAUCAUCUGGACUUAUUUCAGUUUUUGGAAACCAGUUUAAAUGAUCUUGUUUUGCAGAGUUUUUUUUGAUUAUGGUGGUCGUGUAGUCGGAGAUUAUUUAACUGUUAUAUCUUUUUUUUUGGUGAUUGUAUUUGAACGGAUAUUGUUUUUUUUAGUAGGUGUUCAAAUAAACUUUUUUUAAAAGUAAAA
This is a messenger RNA of Ciona intestinalis (vase tunicate), 2058 nucleotides long. RefSeq lists its product as uncharacterized. The record is from RefSeq and is a predicted model, not a curated record. Gene Ontology annotation, molecular function: metalloendopeptidase activity; zinc ion binding. Gene Ontology annotation, biological process: proteolysis. NCBI's taxonomy places the organism in Eukaryota, Metazoa, Chordata, Ascidiacea, Phlebobranchia, Cionidae.